AAAAAGGAAUUUUCCAUAUUUGGUCCCCCGGUUUCCAUUGGGUAACAGCCAAUCACUAUUUUGUAAAUUCCCUGGCCCCAAUUUGGAAUUCACGGAUCACUACAGAGAAAUUAAGAAAAAGGGCUACAAAUUUGCUGGAGUUUUUGCCACCAUACGACCUAUAUUGGUAAUAGCAGACACAGAAAUAGUGAAGGAUAUAUUGGUGAAGGAUUUUGACCAUUUUGUGGAUCGUGGAUUUUAUAAAACCGCUUCGGAUCCAUUGUCAGUAACUUUGUUCAGCAUGGACGCUGUGGAGUGGAGAAAGACUAGGAUAAGAUUGACGCCUACCUUCACUAGUGGAAAACUAAAAAUGAUGUUUCCAUUGAUCAUAUGUGUAAGUGCAUCAAUGAUUGAAGAAAUUGAUGAUUUGGCGAAGGAGAAUUCCGAUAUUGACAUCAAGAAGAUUGCGACAAACUUCACCAUAAAUACCCUAGCAAUAUGUGCUUUGGGAAUAGAACCAGGAAAAUCUGAGAGUUCCUAUAUUUUAUCUGAAAUGGCCCAAAAGCAUUUUGAUGUUCACACACCGAUAGAUCUUCUGAAGUAUUCGUUAAUGAACAGAUUUCCAGACUUUAGUAGUAUAUUGGGACUUAAACUGCUGAAGAAGGAAGUUUCAGAAUUCUUUAUAACAGUUGUGAGGGAUGCCAUGAAAUACCGAGAAGAAAUGAAAUUAUUUCGACCAGAUCUUUUAGAGUUAUUGAUGAAUAUCAAAAAUGAAACCAAAAGUUCUCCCAAUCCCUUAACCGAUAAUCAAUUGAUUGCCGAAAUUUUUGAUUUCUUUCUUGCGUCACUCGACACAUCUUCAGCCACAAUUUCUUUCACUUUAUUCGAAUUAGGAAAGAAUCCUGACAUCCAAGAAAAAGUAAGACUUGAAAUUGAAGGCAUAUCAAACAAGCAUAAUGGCAAACUCAAUACAGACAGUCUCGCAGAAAUGAAAUACUUACAUCAGAUAAUUAAUGAGUCACUCAGACUAUAUCCGCCAUUACCUACUUUGGAGAGGAAGUGCACGAAAAGUUAUAAGAUUAACGGUACUGAUUUGAUCAUAGAAAAGGGUACAUCUAUAGUUAUCCCAGUAUUUGGAAUACACAGAGAUCCCGAACACUAUCCAGAUCCAAAAAAAUUCGACCCAGAAAGAUUCAGCGACAGUAAUAAAGGAAACAUAAAAGCAAAUACCUACCUUCCAUUUGGUAUUGGUCCAAGAAGUUGUAUAGGUCUUCGUUUCGGAUAUCUUAUGGUUCAAAUAGCUCUUAUCGAAAUUUUGAGAAGAUACAGAAUCGCUGUGAGCCCAUCAACAUGUUUGCCUAUGGAUAUGGAUAAACAAGUUUUGAUGCUUCUUCUGAAAAAUCCAAUUCUGCUAAAAGCUACGAAGAUUUGAAUAUUGUGUUAUUUGUGAAUAUUUUUGUAUUUUUAUCAAGUGUGACCGUAAAAUCUAUAAUCAAUAAAAAAACAUGAAUAAUCGA
Molecule: messenger RNA, 1496 nt
Organism: Leptinotarsa decemlineata (Colorado potato beetle)
Lineage: Eukaryota; Metazoa; Arthropoda; Insecta; Coleoptera; Chrysomelidae
Product: cytochrome P450 6a2
Molecular function (GO): monooxygenase activity; heme binding; oxidoreductase activity, acting on paired donors, with incorporation or reduction of molecular oxygen
Source: RefSeq, a predicted model, not a curated record